Molecule: messenger RNA, 1289 nt
Organism: Acanthaster planci (crown-of-thorns starfish)
Lineage: Eukaryota; Metazoa; Echinodermata; Asteroidea; Valvatida; Acanthasteridae
Product: fatty acid-binding protein, intestinal-like
Molecular function (GO): lipid binding
Source: RefSeq, a predicted model, not a curated record
UUGAAUCAUCAAUAAAAGGGGAUAAAAGUGAAGCCACCCUGUCUCCGUCGCUGCUUCACCAGGCCAAAAAGAAUUGCCUCACAGCUCCCACAGUCACCUGAGUAAAAAGUCAAAUCUACUUCAAAAUGCCUGCUAACUUCAGUGGAACAUGGAAGAGCUUCAAGUCCGAGAACUGGGCAAACCUGCUGGAUAAGAUGGGAGUGCCAAAGGAGAAGUUGCCGGCAGACCUACAGGUGACGCACACCAUCUCUCAGAGCGGCAACACCAUCAACAUGAAGACCACCAACAACCACAACAGCGACGUCAAGAACGUCACCAUCAACGUGGGCAGCAACCACAAAGAGGACGUAAUGGGCCACCAGAUCGAGCAGACCACAGCCUGGCAAGGUAACAAGCUGGUCAUGCGUGCCGUCAACGGCUCCGGCGGAGUCAUCUACGAGAUCGUCGGCGAUCAGAUGGUGGUCACCAUUGAGCACCAGGGCGUGGUUGCCAAGUCCUACUUCAGCAAGUAGACGAACGAAGCUAUUCUAGUAUAAUCUCUCCAUAGUUUGAUAGAUUCUUUAGGAAGAUAGUAUAGGUAUGACCCCAGUUCCCCUCGUAAAACAUAUGGAGAGAUGUUCGUGUUUACUGAAGCGUGAUCAAUCUUGGGAAUAUUGUACGGAAAGAUAAAAAUCUAUUGAGAAGGUGUAUAUUUUGUAUGUUUUAUUUUAGUAUUGGUAUUAUAAAACUGCCAAACAAGAUGAAAAACUCUGAAAUAAAUUGUGCUCUGGAAUGAGAGUUGGUUCCAUUAACAAAGAAACAUUUGGUGAGCUAGCUUUGGGGAAAUGGUGCGAAAGGAACCUCACCCAUCAGCAAAUAAAUGCACCCAAAAACGACAGGUUUUUUUUCGGUAUCUCUCGGCAGUAUACUUGCUGCGUCUGAAACAGGAGAAGAUGUCUCAGAUAGAGGGCGCCCCAUUUUAGUCGAAAAGCCGUUUAAGUUCUAUUUGAUUUUCAGUUAGUGCUUGUGUGGACUGACACGAAAAUCGCAGCGUUAAUUUUUUGUUGUUGUUGUUGUUUUCUUUUUUGUUUUGUUUUGUUCAGUUUGAAGCCUGUGACUUAUGUCCUUCAAUAUUUCGGAGACAUCUGUUCUCGGGGUGCUUUGAGGAAAAUGACACUCCAAAAGAAUUUGGAGGUUCAAAGUGCAAAGACCAUAGUCUUUAACUUGUCAUUUGGGGGAAUUUAAUUAUAUUAUAUUAAAGUAUAUUAAAAAAUAUUAUAGAGUAUAUUAAAGCAGUAGACAAAAUAGAA